Molecule: messenger RNA, 1141 nt
Organism: Desarmillaria tabescens
Lineage: Eukaryota; Fungi; Basidiomycota; Agaricomycetes; Agaricales; Physalacriaceae
Exons: 3
Coding region: 202-930 (242 amino acids)
Source: RefSeq, a predicted model, not a curated record
UAGCCAUCUACCGCUAGCACAAGUUUUCGGAUUUUUGGGACUUGCCUCCGUCCAAGAACAUGAAGGCUCUUAUAUCUCGCAGCGCGUCUCAUACCGGUCUCGUCUCGCCUUGGAUCCACCUGCCGCCAUGGUACUGGCACGUCCUUCUUUGAUACCAAACUCAUCCCAGGGCCCCGUGCUACUCACCAGGCCAAACGCCAUAUGGAUAAUCAGUAUCCUUGGCCAUUGUUUGGGCCCUAUCAUGCCCUUAUUCAAGGAGGUUCACCCUCCCAUCGGCGGUGCAGGACCAUGACCACACCUCCGCUGAGCUAUGUGCUUUACUGCUCACCGGGAGGGAGCAGUCGCAUCGUGAUCUUGCAUCGCGAGAUCACCGGCAGCGAAACGGCAAACAGCCACGUGGGUACGACGCCCAACUUGGCAUGUCCGGGAAAAUUGCCACUUGGCACUUACCAUGACCUGCGGCCGCGUCGCCUCGCUCCCUGGCGAUGCGGCGAGCUCACUACAAGAUUGGGAGCAUGUCAGGUUCGACCUGGCAUGUGUUUUUUGGUGCCCGUGAAGCGGCAGGAGUGCAAAAUCGACGUGGGUGUCGAUUGGGAUUUUUUUGGAUCUUCACAAGCUCAUUUACAGCAAGGAAGGAACUUCCUAUGGAUGUCUUCGGCUCUCCCCCGUGCCCACCACGCUCGCCGUUCCCCCGCGAAUUCAGGACGACUCCCACGGCACUGCACCCCACUUCAAAAUCAACGACGACUUUUCUCCUCGACUCCCAGUACCACGUCGGCAGUAUAUACUGCAGCAGGACCACUGGAAUCCACGGCGAGGACCGGUUUUAGAGCCCCCGUCUAUGUCCCUUGCUCGCCGCCGCCGCUGAUUCCCUCAAUUUCCCCAGUUCUACCCACUACGACUUCUGCAGCGCGUCUGGCACAGCAGUGACGAUUUCAACGCCUUUCGGAGGUGUAGCGACUGCGCUGUAGACCAUCACCAAGUCCGUCGUCAUCGCAGUGUAGCCGCCGUCUCUCCCAGUACCAUCCUCCUUGCCUCUAACAGCGACGGCGACUUCUCUGGAGCUUCAAGUGCCCAGGGAAUGACGCCUCCCCACUACUAUUAUCUCAGCUAUGAAAUUUAUACUUGGAUCGGUCGUCUU